AUGAGCAUUAUAGACGAGCACAGCCCUCACCUCGGAAGAACUGAUGACGACAAAGAAGAAUUCUACGCGCAGUUGGAACGUGAAUACGAUCGCUACCCAGAACAUGAUGUUAAGAUUGUCGUCGGGGAUAACAACGCUCAGGUCAAUCAGGAGGAGGAAUUUAGAUCGGUAUUUGGACGAUUCAGCGUACACCUGUUGGCAAAUGAAAAUGACCUAAGACCAAUUGACUUCGCCGCCUCCAAGAACAUGGCCAUACGUAGCUCCUUUUUCCAGCAUUGCCUCCAACAUCGGUACACCUGUAGAUCACCUAAUCAAAUGGAAACUCAAAUCGACCACGUUUUGAUAGAUGGUCGGCCCAUUUCAGACAUGAUCGACGUCAAAGCACAUCGGGGCGCUAACAUCGACUCGGACCGCUACCUAGUGAUGGUAAAGUUACGCCAAAAGUUACCCGUUGGUACCGUAUGUUACCGUUGCCCACCAAGGUAUGAUUUCGUGCGGCCGAAGCAACCCGAAGUCGCCGGAAAUUACGCGCUUUCUCUCGAAGCCAGAAGAGGACGAGCUGGAAGAGGCCCCUCUAGAGGCCUGCUGGAAUGCCGUCAAGUCAGCCAUCAGCAGAGUAGCGGAGAACGUCCUAGGUCGCGAAGUACCGACGAGGAAUAUCGGCAGAUAUCAGAUGAAAAGAACGCAGCGCGGGCAAUAAUGCUGCGGAGAGCCACCCGUCUGAACGUGGAGCGGUACAAACAGAAACGGAGACAACAAACCCAACUCUUCCAGGAAAAAAGCGCCGCCACGAGGAGGAGCAGUGCGAAGAGCUACAACAGCUGUACCGCUGUCACGAAACACGAAAAUUCUUUCAGAGAUUCAACGUAUCAGGGAUGCAGGGAUAAAGAAGGGAAUAUCUUGACGUAUGAUCGUGAGGUGAUCGAAAGGUGGAGACAGCACUACGAUGAACAUCUGAAUAGCGUACAGGCAGGAGACCAGAACAGCGACGCAGAAGACUCUGUCGGUGUAGCAAGCAACGGAGAUGUUCCACCCCCAUCGAUAAGCGAAGUUAAUGAUACUAUCCAAAGGCUCAAGAAGAACAAGGCAGCUGGAAAGGACGGUAUCGGAGCGGAGCUUCUCAAGAUGGGCCCGGGCAAGUUGGCCAGUUGUCUGCAUCGGCUGAUUGCUAAGCCGCUGAAUGGAGCACAACAACAACCAUGGAUAUAUCAUGAAUUAGUCUAG
Messenger RNA from Wyeomyia smithii (pitcher-plant mosquito), 1224 nucleotides. RefSeq lists its product as uncharacterized. NCBI's taxonomy places the organism in Eukaryota, Metazoa, Arthropoda, Insecta, Diptera, Culicidae. The transcript is spliced from 2 exons. The coding region runs from base 1 to 1224 and encodes 407 amino acids. The record is from RefSeq and is a predicted model, not a curated record.